CGCCAUUCACCAGGAGAGAAGAGGGAAAGGGCAGGAUGUCGCUCCCUCGCCACUCGUACGACCCGCGCCGCGUGUGUCUUCUCCCCUUUCCGGCCCUGCCGCGCUUCCUGCGGUCCAACAAGCGCUCAGCGGGCAUCUACGCCAGCGGCGCCCUGUUCAGCCUGGCAUGGUGGAUCUUCUUUGACGCAGUCAUCCUAUCGGCAGUCCGCUCGCGUGCUCCGCUCCCGCCCGACCAGGGCGGCCCUCCACCUGGUGAUGGCGAUGGCGACGAAUGGCUGCCUCCAGCCGUCUCUGUGACAUUCUCGGACUGGAUCCCUGGCCUCCUCGCAACUCUUGGCAUGAUCGUCGUGAACCUCAUCGACAAGAGCAUCCUGGCUGAGGUAGGCGGCUUUGGCGGCAUGUCCUUUGGUGGCGGUGGCGGUGGUUUUGGUGGAGACGGUGUCCAGUGGCGGGCGAGACUCUUUCUCUUUGUCGGAUUCGCCCUCUUGGCCGGCGGGCUCGCGGGGAGCGUGACCCUGCUGACGAUCAAGUACAUCGUCGCGGACCUCCCGCCUGGGUAUGAGUACUACGGAUUGGCGAGCGUGAUCCAGAAUGCUGCCAUUAUGCUUUCGACGGUCCUCCUCUGGAUUUCGCAGAGCACAGAGAGCGACUACGAGUACAACCUGACCUUGUAGGCUCUCGCUGUACAAAAGCGGGGAGGGCAGUGGAAAAAGGACAGAGCGAUAAUGCAAUAAUCUUUUGAAGGACCCAAAAAGGGCCUGAUAGUGUAUACAAGCGAUGACGACCACAGAGAACGGAGGGGAUGACUGGAUUAAUGUGCGUCAAAGAGGUAAAUGCAGAUAAAGCCGUAAAUGGGCAAGACGAGGUUGUCGUUUUGUGAAGCGACGCCUUCCAGGAUGCCGAGUGUCAA
This is a messenger RNA of Acaromyces ingoldii, 910 nucleotides long. RefSeq names its product UPF0220-domain-containing protein. Lineage: Eukaryota; Fungi; Basidiomycota; Exobasidiomycetes; Exobasidiales; Cryptobasidiaceae. The transcript has 2 exons. Gene Ontology annotation, cellular component: fungal-type vacuole membrane; Vps55/Vps68 complex. The record is from RefSeq and is a predicted model, not a curated record. Gene Ontology annotation, biological process: protein targeting to vacuole; late endosome to vacuole transport via multivesicular body sorting pathway. The coding region runs from base 36 to 674 and encodes 212 amino acids.